Messenger RNA from Vicia faba (fava bean), 666 nucleotides. The record is from the annotation of a GenBank genome assembly. NCBI's taxonomy places the organism in Eukaryota, Viridiplantae, Streptophyta, Magnoliopsida, Fabales, Fabaceae.
AUGGGAGAUAGGGGAAACUCGGCGGUGAAGAACAAUGAUGACAAAGAGCACAAGGAUGACUCAAACGGCCUAAAACCACCCCAAAGGUCAAGAUUCAUGUUAGUCAACAAGGAAGUUACAAAGGUGAACAUGGAGGAUGAAUGUGUAAAGGAUAAUAAUAGUAGAAGGGAGAUGGGAAAUUUAAUUAGAGAUAUCCAUGUGGGUGAGUCCUAUAGAAAGGACAAAGUGAUGAAUGAUGAUGGUGAAAACAUACCUAAUUCAAAUUAUGGCAGAAAUUUGGAUAACUUGGGCUCAAUAGAGGUCAAGGCCCAAGGACCUAAGGUUGAUCCUGAUGAUGGCCGGAUAGAGGAAAAUCAAAACAAUUGUGUGGAGAUCCUGGAGAGUAACUUAUCAACUUGGACGGUGAAAAAUGGCACGAUGGAGGAAGAGGAAGGAGCAGCAAAUCAAGCGUUUCAAAGGGUGUGCACGAACUACUGCAGGGUUUCUAAUUCGAAUAUUUUUGUGGUGCUGGAAACUAUAAUCGGUCUAGGAAAGCUCAAAGGCAAAUUCAAGCAAUUAGGUUUUGAUGGUUUUUGUUGUGCAGGGGGUCGAGGUUUUUCAGGGGGAAUUGCUCUAUCAUGGAAGAUUGAAAAGCUCUCUAUUUCGAUUAUCCAAAUUCACUUCUAA